Messenger RNA from Magallana angulata, 2474 nucleotides. Its product is annotated as cap-specific mRNA (nucleoside-2'-O-)-methyltransferase 2-like. The record is from RefSeq and is a predicted model, not a curated record. Bases 68 to 2272 code for a protein of 734 amino acids. Gene Ontology annotation, cellular component: cytoplasm; nucleus. The transcript is spliced from 12 exons. Gene Ontology annotation, biological process: 7-methylguanosine mRNA capping. Gene Ontology annotation, molecular function: methyltransferase cap1 activity. NCBI's taxonomy places the organism in Eukaryota, Metazoa, Mollusca, Bivalvia, Ostreida, Ostreidae.
GCUAUAGCUGUUCGUUGCAAUAAUUUCCUUAUCAUACAUGAUAUGACACGGGUAUUGACGAACGACGAUGGAUUUUGUACGAAAGAGGAAACUGUCUUCGACGGGAAAUCAAUUGGAUCCAUGCUCAAAACAGAAAAUCAAAUCUCUCUUUGACAAGAAGUUUAGAUACGGGAUUUCUGGGGAUUGGAAAUUGCCACCACUUGUACAAAAUGAUUGUCAAAAGUGGGUUCACCCAGUUCUUCAGGGUAUGAAAGAGAAACUGAACAAAGUGAAAGACAAAUUAAGUGACAAGGAAAUUUAUGCAUGGCAUGAACACACAAAGUUUAUGAACAUUGCAGGCAAUGUAAUAUCAAAUGUUAAACAGAUUAUACGCCCAGAACUUUGUACGCAAGCUUGGUGCAAGUUUUACGAAAUCCUGUCAUCAUAUCCUUUAAUAAACCAUGAAUCAUUGAAGUUGAAUACUGUUCAUCUAUGUGAAGCUCCUGGGGCCUUUGUCACAAGUUUGAAUCAUUAUCUUGUGUCAAAUGAGUAUAAAGGACUCUGGACUUGGUUAGGCAGCACUUUGAAUCCUUACUAUGAAGAGAAUCCACUGGGAAAAAUGAUUGAUGACGACCGCUUCAUCCGAGAGAGCUUUGAUUUCUGGUACUUUGGGAAGGACAACACAGGGAAUUUGAUGGAUUUUAAAAACUUGGAGGGCCUUCUUGACUUAGUCUCUACAAUGGGAGACAUUCACCUGGUGACUGCAGAUGGCUCCAUUGACUGCCAGGAUGAUCCUGGGGAACAGGAGCAGAUUGUGUCCUGUCUCCAUUACUGUGAGGCUCUGGCAGGGAUCUUGAUUCUCUCUACUGGUGGUCACAUGGUCAUUAAGAAAUUCACCAUGUUUGAAAGCCAAGCCAUUAGUCUAAUGUAUAUUCUGUGUUGUUUAUUCAAAGAGGUCUAUGUUUAUAAACCGGCAACAAGCAAAAGUGGAAACUCAGAAGUGUAUAUUGUAUGCUUGAAUUUUCAUGGACUUCAGGAAAGAAAAGAAGAGUUCAUUAAAUUCUGUAAACCAUUUUUUGAGAAUGGAAUCUCAGAAUUUCGAUUCCCAGAGAGUUGUCUGCCUCCUGAUUUUAUGUCUGAACACAUUAGAAUGUGUGAGGAGUUUACUGACAGACAGAUGGACACUAUAAAGUGCAACUUAGAUCACUAUCCCGGUAUGUCUGAGCAGUAUGGUCGCUGGAUCGAAACUGUCAAGGACGCCUGUGCUGAUAUAUACAUCAACACUUAUGAACUUCGCCCCAUACCAAUCAACUGCAGAAUGUUUCCUUUCAAAAAGAAAAAAAAGAAAUUGCAGACUUGGACUCAAACUAAGUGUUUUUCUGCAGAGGCUUUAGCAAAGGGUAGAAAGGGAACAUUCAAUGAUAGACAGAGGAUUAUGGGAGCAUCCCUACUGGACAGGAUUAAACAGAUCACUCCAUACAAAUUAGAAAAACAGAAUCUGUUUUCUUAUGAGCCAGAUUUGGAGCAUGUGAAGGACAUGGAAAAAUGGACGUUGUCACAUGGGAAACCAGUGGAGGAUGUUCAGAGUUCUUGUUUCUGUGCCGGAAACAUCAUACAGCAAAUGAAUCUUCUGCAGAAAUUUCAGCAAUGGACAGAGGAGGUAGAGGAUUUGGUCACUGAGGCUUUGUCUGUUUUGUACUCGGUCUGUAACAAACCGAUGUCACUAAACCUCAGUGAGGCACUACAGGGGCACAUAGAUCUACAGAAUGUCCAGCAAUUGGACUUUGUUAAAGAAAUUGUUGGUGGAUGCUUUUCCAGUGAGAGGACAGAACAGACUGAAGGACUUUGUCAUGUAAAGGGAGACUACUCAUCAAGUGAAGUAGACUCACAGGAUUACUUACUGAAGGAAGUCACUGCUUUACUACGGAAUAUUAAAAAGGGAAGUUCAGUGGUGUGGAUAUUUUCUACCUGUCUCCUGCGAUGGACUGCAGGAGUUGUCUAUCUUUUAUCACAAUGUUUUCAAAAGGUGCUAAUCAUCCCCUCCCCCUCUUCAUCACUGACUCAAGCCCUGGUGUGCAUUCAAUACAGUUCAAGCUCAUCUCCCAUUUUGACCCACUUGGAAGCUGUUGCAGAACUGAGAACAAAAGAAGACACAUUACUGGAAACAGUCCCCAUUCAAGUUUUAGUGAAUGAUGAGGAGUUUUCUUAUUUUUUAAGAAGCUGCAAUGAAUAUGUGAUCAAACGCUUCAUCAAUGAAUCCCUACAGAAAAUACUAGCUACAGCAAGUGAAUGACAAAAGUUUAAGAGCAAACAAGGCAUGUUUAUGGAAUUCAUGUGCCAGCAAUUCAUUUUUUAAUAUGUUAACUGGAAAGCCAUGGACAACAAACUACAUGUACAUGUAUGUUUAAUAUACAGAAGAGAAGAUUCCAAAAAUAUUUUUGGAUUUUUUAAUUCAAAAAGGAUUUGAUAUACCAUCAAUAAAUCAUUUUGAAAAA